Molecule: messenger RNA, 828 nt
Organism: Doryrhamphus excisus (bluestripe pipefish)
Lineage: Eukaryota; Metazoa; Chordata; Actinopteri; Syngnathiformes; Syngnathidae
Gene: il20
Product: interleukin 19 like
Source: RefSeq, a predicted model, not a curated record
AUGAAGAAGAUGCUCUCCUUGUCGCUGCUGCUCCUACCCGGCCUCCUGAAUGAGCUCGUCUUCUGCAGAACUCUGAUGUUCAACGGCUGCACCGUUAGCGUCCACACGCAGGAACUACGCAGACAUUAUUCCGAAAUACGAUCGGAAGCGAUUUCUGGAGACACAGAAAUCGGAGUGAUGAUUCUGAACAUAUCAAAUAUGAGAAAUAUUCAGAGUGGUCAGAUAUGCUGUUAUCUGCGCCUCCUCCUGCGCUUCUAUGUGGAGAGAGUGUUCCGGAAUUAUGCCACCUCACAGCCACAGCAGGUGAAACGUUGCUCCAGCGCGAUGGCCAACGCUUUUGUCACCAUCAGAAAGAACAUAAACCAAUGCCACUGUCUCUGCGAUGACGACACGCAAAAAGCCAUCAACUCUAUACAUGUAGAAUUUGACAAGCUGUUAAUCAACAAGGCGGCCUUGAAGGCCGUAGCGGAGUUGGACACGCUGCUGGACUGGCUGGAUGAACUGCAGGAGGCGACACAAGUGACAAUCCCUGUCAAUCAAUCCCUGACAUGACAGCAUGGAUGUUUUUUUUUAAUUUUACAUUUCUUUAUUUUUUCGUACUUGAAUUAAUUUAAUGUUUUUUUUAUAUACAUAGAGCGACUAUUUUUCUACCAUUUAUUUAAUAUUUUGAUGCGUACCGUUGAUAAGAAUAUUUUUACUUCAGUGAGGAGUUUGUGCUUUUUAUUGAUAGAGAUCAUUAUGUUUGUUUACUUGUAUGCUUUUACGCACGGUGGUUGAGUGGUUAGCAUGUCGGACACACAGUCAGGAGUAUGUUUACAUAUGUUUUCA